Molecule: messenger RNA, 911 nt
Organism: Triplophysa rosa
Lineage: Eukaryota; Metazoa; Chordata; Actinopteri; Cypriniformes; Nemacheilidae
Exons: 6
Coding region: 164-835 (223 amino acids)
Source: RefSeq, a predicted model, not a curated record
ACACACUUUACAAUACAGCCGAAGCUGCCAAGUGCAAUUCGACCGAAAGAGUUCAUAUUGUGAAUAUUAGGGGUGAAUUAAGGGGACUUUACAACAAAGAGUCUGUAGAAGCCAGUAAAGGACUGCGGCGACCGCCGAACUGGAGUAUGGGAAAAUAUAAAACAUGAAAACAAUCGACAGGUGUUGCCUCGGUUUUGUAGCGUUUUUGAACAUUUUGAAAGUUUGCGAACUGUGCCGAACUGUUCGGGCCACUCGUGAUUCAAGGUUUGUGCCAGAGGGGGGCAGUAUUGACAUGAGCUGUGAGGUGGUCCACUGUGGCAUCCUCUGGACGGGUGGAUGGGUUUUCCAGGACAUCCAGAGCACAUCAUUUACUCUCCUCUUUCCUUCAAUACGAAUUCAGCUGUCCAAUUACAGCUUGACAGUCAAUAGCACACGUCUGACGGUCCACAUCCAGAACAUCAACCAAUCAGAUGCUGGAGCGUACAAAUGCCACACAUCAUGGUCCGAAAAUCUCAUCAGCAGUGGACAUGUGACAUAUGUUAACGUGACUGCAGCGUCAGUAGAGUCAUCAGAGAGAAGUCUCUCUCAUAGACUGCUGGUGUGUCUUGGUGCCGUUAUGGGUUUUUCUCUUGUACUGGGAUUGUUUUGGUGUCUGACCAAGUGUCAUCCAUCAACACCGCCAGUGCCUCCUCACCCCCGCACAUCCUUCGCAGCACGAGUAAAACCGAAAAAGGAAGUGGUGUAUGCAGAAGUUGCAUUAAAUGAAACAAGGCUGCAGAAUCACCGUCCGAAACAAGUCAUUCAGCCAACUAUCUACUCCUCAUUGCGUUUCUAAUGACCACACUACACUUCACAUGGUUGUACGAAUACCAGAGCAAACAGGAAUACAAAAAAAGUGUAGUCAAGCAACA